GGAGGCUGAAGGAUAAAGAGUGAAUGUACAUAUGAAAUGAAGGGAGGAGAAUCAGGGAAGAUCUAGAACGAGAACCAAGAACAAAGGACCGAAAUGUCCAACUCCCUGCAGCAGAAGAUGACCAAUUUAUUUCGUUUUUUGUCUUUUCUACAUGAUGUAAGACUCUGAAACACUUCUGUUAGAUAAUCUCUUAUUGUAUGCUAUUGAAAUAAAUAUCCAGUCUACAAAGGAUUUGGACUUCAGACAUUUCUGCUUUCCCUGUGCUUAACCACCCUCGCUAAAAUAGACAUGCAAUUUAUGGGCUGGAGGGACCUUGCGCUGAAUAUUGUAGUCACAAAGGACGCAGUUACACCAAAUAAUCGCCAGGAGACCCCAAAAAUAAAGCACAUAACAAGUAACCUGGAGGAAUUCAACAUCUGGUUCCAUAACUUACAAAGUAAUUUUUUCUUCAUAAGAUCUCUGGAAUCCUCUCGAGUCGGGGAGACGGCUGUUUCAUCCCCCUCCCCGAGCACGCUGCUGAGCCCGAACCAGAAAACCAGGCGCCCACUAGGAAGAGCAGAACAGUCAGUUAACACCAAUGAGGUUCAAGAGACAACCACAUGGAGGCUUUGGACUUGCUUUUGAAUGCAGAAGUUUGCUAUUGAAACAGCUUGCCAUACCGUCAUCUAUCAGAGAUUAGCUAGCCACAACUUCCUCUUUUCACUGCGUCGAUGAUGAUGUUGACAUUAAUACGCAAACCACAUGUCAACCCUAGCGGAAGUCUGUGAACCAACAAAGCUGGGACUUGAAAAUAACGCUCAAGCUGCACGGAACACAAAAGAGGGUUCAUUAAAGUAGCCUACUGCACAACAGAGGACUAUCAGGGACGUUUUCAUCAUGGGUGUGAUUUAUCAGUCUUUCUGUUUUUUUCUGCUGAAAUAUUAGUUCGAUUUCCUCUCUUGGCAUUUUCAAUAUAGUCUUGUGCGGGUGUUUACCUGAAGGUGACCAUGUCCUUCCCCAAACUGGACCGGAUCGGAUGCCAGGUCUGCCUCGAAAACUUUCCCAAUAUCAUUCAAUUUAAGACACACCUCCGAGGCAAUGAGCACCAUAAGCAAAUGGUGGUGCUCUUCCCAAAAGGGAAAUUCCAUAAUCGAGGGUAUUUCUGCCACAUAAAUGUUAUGGAGCAUGUCGCAGAGCACCAACCGGACCGGAUGAUCAUAGGCCUGUCCAUGGUGACUGUGUGUCAUCAGGCUGAGCUGAAACACGUAUUCUACUUGUGCCAUCUGUGUGAGGAGAGCUGCACACAGAAACAGAUAAUGGGCCACCUCUACUCUCCCGCUCACCUCAUCAACUACUAUACUUGCACAGACCCUGAUGUGCUGAGUUUCUCGUGGUUUCCGGGCCCGAGUAUGUUCCAAGAUGUGAAGCCCGUAGCCAUGCGGGAUGUAAAGAAGAAUGGAAAUGGGGUCUUACAGGUUCUGGAUUUGCCUAAAGACCUGUUCUGUGUCAUCAGGGGAGCCUCUUACGCUGCAGUGAUGUCUACACUUGAGGAAAAUGAGAAGCUUGCAUCACAGCUCAAGGAGAGCAAACCAAAGCGGAUAUCGGUGCAGAGCUACGUGGCCUUCCCACGCAGAAAGCACGCCCUCCUGGGUCUCCAGCACCUGGUGGAAUGCGUCUGUGACAGGGAGAGCGGUAAGAAGUUCCACCUGUGCACGCUCUGCCAGAUCACACUGCGCGGACACGCCGUCAUCAGCCAUGCCAUCAGCUUUGACCACGUCUAUCGCUACAUUAAUGCAUGGCACCCCUCAACCCUGAGAUCCAAGCAAUGCUACACGGAGUGCAACGCCCUCUUCAAAACCAGCAUAUUGCAUUAUGCACGGCAAGCGGAGGAAAGGAGUGGGACCAACAACAGCAUCAAGCAAUUGACAGUGACGACCGAAGUGCUUAAUUUGUUGGAGGCAUCCUAUUCAAAAGCCUUGGCCACACUGGAACCCAUCAGUAGGGAGUGCAAUGGGAGAAGCUUGAUCACUAGCAUACAACCUGGAGAUCCCCUUGCAGUUGAAGAUAAAGACCAAAAAGAACAUCCCGCUAAUCCAUCUUUAAAACUACGAUGCCAGAUCUGCAAGUCUGAUGACCUUAUGUCCAACUACACAAAACAUUUGAACCAUUGGACCCAUGCUUCUGAACAGAGGAGUAUAUUUGGUUCAGCAGUUGAAGAUAAACACCAAAAAGCAGGAAUCCCUUACUUGAAGCUGUUUGGUUUAAUGAGAUGUCCGUCGGAAGAACCCAUCAUAGGUCUUCCCUUCAUUGUGGUCUGCAUCUGUUCCAAGGUUAAAAGGCAAGCUGGUUACCUAUGCUUUGCCUGUUCGGAGUACUUCUCGGACACAGAAGUCUUGACGCACAUGAGUUCUCAAAGGCAUGCCUUGUUUACAGUGCUGCAGCAGAGGGUGCCGUUUGCAUGGUACGACGAUAUGGACACAACGGUCCUGAGGCAAUUGGCACUGGAAGAGCAAAAGGCCUAUGCAGAUCGCAUUCUAAAGGUCUUUGAUAUACCUUACUCCAUAUUUUCCACGCUCAAGAUGACCUUCUACAACUUGACUAGAGGAGAAGAACUCAGGAAUGUUCAGAAACAUUUGAGAAAUGACGUUCCAUGCUUGACCAACCCGAAGCCUGAACUUCCGUUGCUAGGUCAGGAUUUUGUGGUGAAGUACAGCAUGAUGCAUGGACAGAAUUCAAAGGAAUGGAAAUUUCUCUGUUUGCUCUGUGGCCGAAAUCUGGGAACAAAGGAGAGCACUGCCCACGUGCUCAGUUAUGAACAUGCCAAGAAUUUCCUGGAAAAAGCCCACUGUGGCUCAUUGGAUUGUAGUGAUGUAAGUAGAGAAACAUUACUGGAUCUUGCAGAGCAAGCAGCAGAAAGACACCCAGUAUCAGAAAUGCAGACUCUAUUGCUUGACGAACCUCUCUUUGAAUCGAAUGAAUAUUUAAAGGCUGUUGAAAUACUCCAACGUGUGAAGCGGAGACAGAGUGACUGUGAGCUCAUCCCUGUGCUGGCAGCUGGAAAGAGGCUGGUCCCAAAUGAAGUGCUCCAGGAGAUAGGCCAUGGACAUGCAAAAGAGGAGCCUCAAGCAGAGAGUGAGAAGUGGACCACUAAGGGUGGGCAACCUGCUGUGAACAAACUCCACAGCAUAAGCUACACCCCUCCAAAGCGCACCAAAACUGAACCCAACAUACCUGCAGAGACUCAUGGUGGUCCAACCUGUGGGGCGACCAAAGAAAUGAAAGUGACCAAAGAGAGGGUUAGUACAGAAGCCCCUGAAACCUCCUCAAAAGGCCCUGUUAAAUCGCAACCCGAAACAAGAAUGGAAGUGGACUCUCAUCCUGGAAAGAAAAUCAAAGAGGAACCAAAAACGAGAGACGAGGUUCAGACCGUGCCCUCGGUAGUGGCGACCAAUGAAAUGCAAGUGACGAAAAAGAGGGUUAGUACAGAAACCCCUGAAACCUCCUCAAAAGGCCCUGUUAAAUCGCAACCUGAAACAAGAAUGGAAGUGGACUCUCAUCCUGGAAAGAAAAUCAAAGAGGAACCAAAAACGAGAGACGAGGUUGAGACCGUGCCCUCGGUAGUGGCAACCAAUGAAAUGCAGGUGACGAAAAAGAGGGGGAGAACAGCAACCCCUGAAACCUCCUCAAAAGGCCCUGUUAAAUCGCAAUCCGAAACAAGCAUGGAACUGGACGCUCAUCCUGGAAAGAAAGUCAAAGAGGAACAAAAAACGAGAGAAGAGGUUGAGACCGUGCCCUCGGUAGUGGCUUCAGGGCAGCCUGGGACGCCUGUGAACGUUAAACAAGAGCCGGAGAAUGAGGGAGAAGAGGCCAGAGUAAAGGUGUGGACCGAAAGCCCAACACAAAUGUGCACCGCAGAAAGCAUGGAAGAGACAGCCAUGUCGAGAAAGAGGAAGGCUCGGGGAAGUAGUGAGGAGGCUGGAAGCCAACGACUGCGACUCUGCCUUGUGGAUGUAUCAAAAACAACAGCAAAUCCCUCUGGACAUCUGACCGGAGUGGAUGAUAGGAAUGCCACAGAAAAGGCCUUGUUGGAAGAUGUCAAACCAGCUAGAGCUCAACUAGAUAAAGUUCUCGCUAGCCCUCCUGCAUUUCCUUAUAAAUUGUGGGAUUUUAUCAAGAUGAAGGAUCGUGAGCCAGUGAUUGGUUUACAUGCACUCAUUGAAUGCCAUUGUGAACCGUACGCUCCAAUCUACCUUUGCAAAAGCUGCUGCGUGAAAGUCCAUGAGAAAGACAUCCUUGGACAUAUCACUGGAAUGAAACACCGAAUGCGGUAUCUGAAAUUGCAAUCCAUAAAUGUGAAACGACAGCAGUUGGCCGUCAGAAUCGCUGCAGCUGAACAGGAACGACGGGCUGGAUUUGGAGAAGCUCAGGUUGUUGAGCUCACUCCAGAGCAGUAUGGUGAAAUGUCAAAACAAAGCUAUGAUUUGGGCCUGCUGUUAUGUCAGAACACAAUACAGAGAUCUCCUCCCGCCCCAAAGGUGUUGACAUGCAAACCUGAUGCUGUGAGACCCUCUGCAGCACAAAAGCAAUCUCCAUCUUUGGCCCUAUCGACUUCUUCUGCCUGUGGCACAGGCGAAACUACACACGUAGCCAAUCAAACUAAAGCACAAAAAACCGAAUAUAAGGUGGAAUCCUUAUCCACACUUGAAAAUAGGGUAUCGGUGAAGGGGUUAGAUACUGAAAAAAAUAGUCCAAGUACAGAGACAGGCAAAGUGUUUGUGCACAAAAUUGGAAUCCCUUCAAAAACCAUUGUAGAAAAAUGUAUACCUGCACCCUCCAUCAUAUCCAUGGCCCCAUCUAUUUCUUUAUUAUCCUCCAAAACCAGGGUCACAUUUGCAAAACCUCUUGAAACCUCUCCCAAGUCGAGUCCAUCCAUCAAAAAUACGUUGACGCAUGUCUCAAAAGUGGUCAGCGACUUCGAAUCUGCCAAAUUCCUCGGAUCUGCGACCUCAUCCAAAAUUGAAGCGCAGACUAAAGGGCGAACAACCCAUGACCUACAACCGCUGCCUGAAACAAAACAGCCAUCUUUAUCUGUGGCCCUCAUGCCUACUUCCAACACUGCUCCCCUUGUUAGUGACUCAGGCAAAACGACAUUCUUCCCCCCUAAACCUAAAGCGCAAAAAACUGGAUUGCCGGAGAACAAAGCAACCUCUUCCCCCACCCUCAACAGUGGUGCAACCUUCAAGGUCUCACGCACUGAUGCAAACACUCAAAUCACAGUGACUUCCAGAUCGGUUGUGCCUGAAAUUGGGAUCCCUGCAAAAAACCCUGUUGAAGAAUUCAUACCUGCACCCUUCUUCAAACCCGUUGCCACGGCGCUUUCUAUAUCACCCUCCCAAUCUAGUGUUGCAGUUGUAAAGACUCCUGCAACCUCUUCCAAGUCUAUUCCCUCCACCUUGAAUACGUUGACAAUUUCCUCAAAAGGGAUCAACCCAUCAAAAUUGGGGAACGCCCUCAGAGCUGUGACCCCGUCCAAAGACGCAGCUCCCGCUAUGGACCAACAGCGAACGAACCCGGAUGCCAGCAUCGUGUGCAAAAGCACCCCGAUUCCCCACAGUGGUAUUUUUUCCUACCCACAACCUGUCGUGGAAGCUCUGUCCCCCACCAGAUCGCUCCUCUCCAAACCGCCAGUGGAACGAAGUACUGCCAGCACAGAGCAGGGCUUGGGGUCCGCCUCACCGACCACACCAGUCUACAGCCCCUCCACCUUCCCACCAAACCACACGGCGGUGGCCGAUUCCUCCAAGGACCCAAGGUCAAAAAACCAACCAGUUGUCGGAACGGGCAGCCUUGUCGUGGUAAAAUGUGAAAAGAGGCGCCAGUCCUACUGUCUGCUGUGCUCGGUCCGGCUGAGAAAGGGGGAUCACAUGACCAGCAACAGCCACCGUUAUAAAUAUCUGAAGUUCCAUUCUUUUGCCUGGGAUUUGGACGAGAAGAGGAUGCUGACAGCGGUCACUCACCUGGCUGAUCUAGAGAAGGUGCAAGGGACUGUCGUCAAGACGUUGGUGGUGAAUGGUGAGAUUUACAACCGUCUGGGAACUAUUUCUGAAGAAAAAGCUCUAGCUAAAGUGAGGGAACUGUUGGAAUCCCAGAGUCUCUCAUCCACCAAAGCCAAAGCAGAAGGCCUCCAAUGUGUCUCUGUUUCCCACGCAGCGUCAAGCUCAGCUGAUGUAGAGGAGAGCAACGAGGUCCCUCGUCCUAUGGCCGCUGGCUCACCGACACAAGCACUUCCCUCGCUCCCCCGGGCAUUAGAAGAACCCAAGAUGCACAUCACACAGCCCGACCCUGCCCCACGUAGGGAACCCAGUCCCCAGGGACCAGUGGGCCGUCCAACGGCAGAACUGGACCACCGGCCUUCAGCUAACUCCAAACACAAUGGAGAGAGCAUACCGCAGAUGGAGCAGAAAGUAGAGGAGAGCAACGAGGUCCCUCGUCCUAUGGCCGCUGGCUCACCGACACAAGCACUUCCCUCGCUCCCCCGGGCAUUAGAAGAACCCAAGAUGCACAUCACACAGCCCGACCCUGCCCCACGUAGGGAACCCAGUCCCCAGGGACCAGUGGGCCGUCCAACGGCAGAACUGGACCACCGGCCUUCAGCUAACUCCAAACACAAUGGAGAGAGCAUACCGCAGAUGGAGCAGAAAGGAGAGAAGAUUCUGGGGCCAAGCGAUUUGUCCACCUUUCUGAUGGUCCACUGCAGCAAAGAACCAAUCAUCGGUCUGGCCUUGGUGUUUGAGUGUCGUGCGCUCUUCGAGGAGACGUUCUACCUGUGUGGAAGCUGCAUGAAGACCUUCCCCAUCAAGCUCAUAUGUAAACACAUAGUGAGCGCCCAACACCAGCGCACAUACAUGUUGAACGAAUACCCCCAUUUCAUGAGCUGGUGGGAUCAGGACUUUUCUCCAGAGGAGAAGGAGGGGCUGCUGACGGACAUCUCCUGGAAGAUCUCUGAAAAGGAGGGCUAUGACCAAAUGGACGCCCAGGUUAUAAUGCUGCGCAAAGACUGCUAUGAUUACAUUCGGCAGGCUUCUUUCAUCGAAGCCCUGGACACGCUACAGAACAUCAGCAGAGAGAAGAGGCCGAACCGUCUGUCUGGAUAUUCAAUACAACUCGGCCCACAGACUCCAGAGACCCCUUCCACCAGAGAGUCAAUGGAGUCCAACACAAGAGAGAAGGACGGCCCCCCUGUCCCCGUGUACAGUGUCCCCCAAGACAUUGUAAAUGGUUGCCCAACUCUGCCAGUGAUCGGGAUCUGUGCCAUAGUCGAGUGCAGCUGUGAGGGGCACACUCCCUUCUACCUGUGUUUGGCCUGUGGCAACCGUCUGAGCCAAGACCUGGUGCUCCCUCAUGUCAAGGGCCAAAGACACAUCCAGGAGUACCUGAGUGAGUGGUAUCCCCGGGCGGACGAGCUCGGAGUGGAGCCCGCCCAGCUCCUGCAGCCGGCCAGAGGGCUGGAGGAGCUGAACCUGGACGAGCCCAGCACCAUGCAGAGGAUAGCCCUGCCCAAGGAGGACUUCAUCAGGAUCCGAACCAUGACCUUUGACCCAGCUCUGUCCAGUCUCAUGACCAUCUGUGAGAACCAGAGGCCGUUGGAGAUCCCGACCCGCGUGACUAGCAGACCCCAACCUGCAGUGAAGCGCCACUUUGAGGUCGGUUGGACCGAUGCAGAUAAAGUGAAGCGUCAGCGUCAGCGACCGCCGAGCCCCCCCGCUGACCGCGUGACGCAGACGAUGUUUCCAGUCUCUUGUCCUCACAGCCCAUUCGGGAGCAAUACUCCAGCAGCUACUGUACCACUCGUGUCCCUGACCCAUGAACCCAAAAUGGGACCAGUCCCCAGUUUCUCGAAAGACGAGACGAAACGUGCAGUUAACCAUGACCCUGGGUCCAAGGUGUCCCUAAGUAUUGAGCAUUAUAGACAUGAAGAGUCUCCAAAAGUCACAAUCUCGUACCACCCAGGUCAACUCCCAGUUCUGAGCUCUGUGCCGCCUGCCUCUAACCCCCAUGCUGAGAUCAGUGCUGAGGCACUGCUUCCCCAGGAGGACCUCGACUUUCAGGGGAACUUGAGGCGAGAACUUGUCCAAACAGGGACUUAUUUCAGUUCCAGGCUGCAACAAAUCAGAAACGGACGUAACCGAAGGCUGCUUCAGUUACUAACGGCACCUUCCAGCUCUCCCCCUAUUGUGAGCACUGAGCCAUCAGCUGCUAACCUCGGCACAACGGCUUGCAGUGGCCGAUCAGCAAGCACCCAAAACAACAGCCAUACUCACAACGUCACAGAGGAGACGCCAGGCAUCCCUGGCUCUCAGGGCUACAGCACAGGACAGCCCGGCUACCCAACCACCCCGUACCAUGCCAGCGGUUAUUUGAGCCACCACCAACCCCCCCCCAUGCCUACGGUGGCUGGCCCGCCCCGCUACCCUACACAUAUGAACCACGUUCCCAACCAGGGUCUUCAGCAGCAACACUAUGCUCAUUACGUCUUGCCAAACCAGGCCCAGAGUAUCGCCAUGGCAAGGGGACUACCCCAAUACUGGCCGAGCGUCACCCCAGCUACGGCCUGGUCACACGGAGCGACGGCUCCAUCCUAUCACGGCGCAGCGUUCUCCGAAAGUGCUGCCAGCUAUUCACAAGAGCUGCCAAACGCAUUCAGAAACAACACGGCCAUGUCUGACCCCGGGUACUCCCCACCUCAGGGUACCCCCAACCUGCUGAACCUCCAGGGCUUUCAGGCCACCACACACUAUGGUACAUCCGCUACUGCCGCCGGAGUGGUGGGCGCUGAAGGUAACCCUCAAGGCACGGUUGCCUUUCACUUCUCCAACAGCGCUGGCAAUGGGACCAGCUAACAAGCCCAGUGUUCUCCUGUUGCUUCUGUUUGUUAUUUUACUUACAAGAUUGUUGACAGCGCUUCCCACGCGAUAUCUUGUUGUUCAGCAAUCAACGUUGCAUCAACAUUAUACAUUUUAUUGAUGGUUGUUCUUAGUUUUGGUUCAGUGAAUCUUGAAAUGAAGUACGUUUUUUUAACUUUAUUUACAAAAGGCUUUAAAAUGUUCUUGAAGCAAACUGUAUUUGUAUGUGAUUGAAUAGAUUUUGUUGGUUGAUAAAUAUUUUUUUACAUUUGUGUUGGACUUCUUUAAAGUGUUUGUAACCAUUCACUCCUCAUGGAGGAAAUUCUGAAAUAAAUGACAAAUAAAAUGUUUAUGUAUAGAAGUUGAAUUCACAUCAAGUUACGACGGUUAUGUAAUUGAAUUCUAAUGAAACUGUUGCAGGUAACUUACCAUUCUAACUUCCCAGUCAUUUCGUUGUAGUGUCUUCAUACGUUAUUGCAUCUAGGACCGACGAGACUUCUAAAUUCAAAAAAGCACACAAUAGUUGCAGAAAAUGUUCCUUAUCUAGUGUAUGGAGGAGGGUGGGUGAGCAGGGUGAGUCCAGAACACAGUUUCACAGAGCUAUUUAAAAUGUUCACAUUAGCUUGCGUCUUUUCAGAUUUCUAAAAUAUUCUUUAAUAUGUCCAUUCUUUAAUCAUCCCUCCCAGUAAUGCAAAUGUCCAUGAUCAACUCAGGACAUAGUGUAAGGAAGCGUCAUGUUUUCAGUUAAAUAUUAUUAUUAUUUUUUCUGAAUUAAUGACAAAAGAAUUUACAAUUUAUUAUUUCAGAAAAACAGCAACAUUGUAACCUGUUAAGACAGCGGCUCCAUGGACCAGCUCAGUUUAUGUAACUUGUCAAUAAAUAAACCAGAUCAUUAUAAUCCUACAACGUGAUCCUUUGAGAACAUUAGUUUUUUUUAUCUAUUGAAACAUGGUAAGGAAAUUACAUUCCUGAAUGCAUCAAGCAUCUGCAACUUAUAUUUAAUGACGACCUUGUAUGGGUCGAUUGACAUGCUAACUUCAUCAUGGUCGAAGUUGUUAAACAGGAUCUAGGCUUGUAUCGUCUGUGUUUUACAGAUUACGCCACAUCUGCUGUAAUUCCGAUUUGCAUCCAUGUUUACCAAGAUUAACUGCGAACACUGACAUAAUUCACACAUUCAUACCAACAGGCCACAUAUGUCCUUGGCAAUUAGAGAGGCUUCUUUCUCACGCUAGGGAGGGAUCCUGAGCCUAGGGAGGCGUCCGUGUCCUUGGUAAUUAGAGAGGCUUCUUUCUCAUCUUUUGCAUCUUCUUUUAUCCUGAGCCUAGGCCAUACCCACCCAGCUUCGAGUGAACCUGUCCCUGGACUUCCACUGUAUCCACGGGAGCGGCGGGGGGAGGAAGGUAGGGUCCCCCCCCCCCUAUGUAAUACCACCAGGGAAAUUGAUCUGUUGUCCAAUAUGAGCCAUGCCCGCAGUGACAUGGUGGUUCUGCGGAGGAAAGAUCCUCAGGGGGGCUCUCCCCGCAGAUUUCACAGGAUUAUGCGCCGUAGCGCAAUUGGUAAUGCCCAUCUACAUCUUACCGGAUAGUGGGAAUGUGAUAGUUCUCAAAACUUCCCAGACUUCCCAGAUUGCACCCGCCAGAAACGGGCGCAGGUACCGGUCCCAGGGAGUUUUGAUAAGAAUGUAUAUAUUGACGCCAGAGGUGUCCCCGACGAACAUCAGGCCCGUGAUCAAAUUUCAGCAGGGUUUGAAUCAGUCCUGUUUUGGUGGUCCACUAUUAACAAAAAUGUUGAUUGGAUAAAUUACAUAUACUGCAAUCAGCAACGGUUUGUCAAUUUUACAGAGGAUACAGUCAAGGGACUAUCAGAACAAUUAGAUGCCACCUCCCGGAUGACC
Molecule: messenger RNA, 10776 nt
Organism: Gadus chalcogrammus (walleye pollock)
Lineage: Eukaryota; Metazoa; Chordata; Actinopteri; Gadiformes; Gadidae
Exons: 55
Coding region: 987-8879 (2630 amino acids)
Source: RefSeq, a predicted model, not a curated record